AUGUGCGAAGACAGUGCGAUCAUCUCAGUUCCAUUUUCUCUAAGAACAGUUGUUAAAAACGGGAGUACCUCAUUAUACAGAAAAUCCACAAGCGCUUAUCUAAAAAUGACAGCUGAGAUUAUUAUCAUGUGGUUGAUGGGAUUCUCACUGGCUUAUAGCCAUUAUAUGGAAAAAUCCUUUUUCACACGAAGUGAGGAUAAUCAUAGCCAGAAGCAGUGUGGAUUCCACUACUUGCCUGCGGCAACCAAGGGAACAGGCCCGCCAUUCAUCUCAAUGGGAGGAAGAUUAGUGUAUCCAAACGAAUAUCCUUUUUCUGUUUACAUUGAUGGUAUGUGUUCUGGUGUACUAGUAUCAAAACGUUAUGUGCUGACAGCAGCCCAUUGUAUUGUAAGAGAAAAUGAUCACAAUCAGUAUCAACGGGAGUGCGACUAUAGCCCUUCAAAUGCGCACAGGGUCAAUAAGACUGUUAUGGAACCAACGGAAUUGAGUAUUUAUCCAGGAUCUAGAUGCCCUGAGCCAGAAUCUUGCAUAACGGAAAAAACUGUGUACAAUGUUCUUUCGGUGCGUCCUCAUCCAGAAUAUAAUAUCUGCAAUUUCGAGAACGAUAUAGCACUAAUUGAACUUGAGAAAGAUGUCUCGGAAAAACAUGCAGUCCCCAUUUGUAUGCCAGACAAGAACGAAAUGCUUUCUGGUGUUUUAUCUGCUACCGGGUAUGGAUAUGACCCAUAUGCCGAAGAUCCGGAUAAGCCAGCACUAAGAGUUGUGGAUUUUGACGAAUACGAAGAAGAGAACGGCGAAAUUAUCACCAUUGAUAUGGAAAGAGAUACCUGCAGUGGUGACAGUGGCGGUCCACUGUUUCAAAACAAUAGUGAUGCUUUAACACUUGUUGGAAUCACUUCUGGCGGACCAGACUGUACAGAAGAGAUUAUAGAAAGAAGAGGUUACUACAUUGACGUGCGAAAACAUCUUGAGUGGAUAUGCAAAAAUUCAGAUGCUUGCCCCGACGACUAUGAAACCCUAGAAUACGACUACGGAAAUGAAUCCGAAGAACCCAACAACACCCAUCCAAAUGAGGGCUAA
Molecule: messenger RNA, 1080 nt
Organism: Necator americanus (New World hookworm)
Lineage: Eukaryota; Metazoa; Nematoda; Chromadorea; Rhabditida; Ancylostomatidae
Exons: 10
Coding region: 1-1080 (359 amino acids)
Biological process (GO): proteolysis
Molecular function (GO): serine-type endopeptidase activity
Source: RefSeq, a predicted model, not a curated record